Messenger RNA from Cuscuta campestris, 1489 nucleotides. The record is from the annotation of a GenBank genome assembly. NCBI's taxonomy places the organism in Eukaryota, Viridiplantae, Streptophyta, Magnoliopsida, Solanales, Convolvulaceae.
AUAAACAAACAAAAAUUAAAAACACGAAAAAAUAUAAGGCAGUUUAGAUUGAUAGCGUCAGAAAUCUCGUGUGGAAAAUGCCGCUCAUUGCAUCCUCUGGGGACGCUGCGUUUGCACUGCUGAUGCAGAGAUCUCAUCAUUCUUUCAUCAACAAACAAAGUUUAAACCAAAACACGAACAAAUUAUUAUGAAGAGAGGCAUCGAUUGAGAACAGAAAACGCACGCGAGAGAAGAGAACAUCAGUUGCCUGGACGAGAGGAAAAGGAAACGCCGAGGAAGAGAGGAAUCGACGGGCAACCCGACUGGAGUCAGCAAAUGGAUGUACAUCCGGGACCUAUUUUCCGAGAUGUUCUAGUAAUUGAAGCGGGAGAACACAGGUGUGAUGCAGGGGCCAGUGAAGAAUAUGCUCAACAUCUAUUAAAGUGUCAUAGGACUUGUACUAGCUUGUAUGCGAGGACACUUAUUGUUAAUAGACCGAUUCGUGUGAUUCAGUUGUUACGAGAAUACGGAUUUUAUGGGGUUGAGAAAGUUGGUGGGUUGCAGUUGGACUGGGCUUUGAUCACAGCUCUAGUGGAGAGAUGGAGGCCAGAGACCCAUUCAUUCCAUCUUCCCUUCGGAGAGGUUGGAAUUACUUUACAGGAUGUAGAGGUUUUACUUGGAUUGCCCGUAGAUGGCAAUCCAUUGGCGGGGAUGACUGGCCGAUCCAGAGACCAGUGGAUUCAGAUUUGUGAGGACAUGAUGGGAUUUCGGCCUCAAACUUCCGAUAUUACUUCUACUAUGAUUAAGAUGUCUGCCAUUGUUCCUAAGCAACUAACAGAUCAUAGUUUAGAUGUAGAUUACUUGCAGCAUGCCAGAGCCAUUAUGUUUAAGUUGUUGGGUGGUAGCCUAUUUCCCAACACGACGGGAAAUAAGGGCGACGACGACUGGCGGCGCUCGACGGUGAUGAGCGGCGGACUUCCGGCGAAGGCGAAACAGCGGCGCUGCAGCUCGAUGGCGAGGACGACCGACGCUGGCAGUGGAGGCGACGACCGCGGCUCGAAGAUUGGGAACCGUGGUCGGCGGCGCUGGACCUGGCGGCGGACCUCUAGCGAAGGAAGCAGCGGCGAUUGGAAACCGUCGGCGGCGGCGCUAACCCUGGCAGUGGGCGACGGACUUCCGGCGAGGGAGAGGCUGCGGCGAUGGCUGGGGAAGGACGACCGAAAAUGAAGAAGAAGAAGAUGACGAUGUGCGGUUCUCGCAGAUCCGAACGAAAGAAGAUAGGUUUAGGUUUUAUUUAAUGAUCCCAUUCCUAAAAGGAUUGGGCUUCGGACCCAAAAUACCUGAUUAAAUGGUCAUAACAUGAGCUCCAAAACUCCGAUUCGCGAGCCGUCUAAACCGACGCGAUCACAAAAAUAUUUCCUACGAGAUGACAUAAAAGUUGGGCUUAGAAUCCAAAUUAUAAUUUUAACCCCUUUUUGGGCCCAAUUCGUAAUCAAUUGCUCUAACAAUU